CCUGACAGACACUCUGCUCUAAAAUUAUACAUGGUUAUUACAUUCUGACCUGUAUGACAGGAUGCUUAGGGGUGUAUAAUUGAUAUAUUAGACAAAUCUUUGCUUCACUUCAGAUGCUCCAACUACCUGCUCACCCGGAUGGAGUAGUUUCACGGUUCGCGAGUUGUUGAAUCGAUACAUUCUGAUCCGAAAUAAAUCGUUCAGACCGGUUUGAGGGAGGUUUAUAGAUUCGACUCAGAAGAAUGAUUCAUUUAAGAAUCGGACGCUGCUCGUUAAGACCUGAGGCGACGUUCUAGCUUUCUCCGUUACAAUUCACGUGUUUGUUACCGAACUGCUUUAAUGAGUUAGGUCUUAAAUAUGUCUUAAAUCAAAAAUUACUUAACACGUAUCCUCGCUCUCGCUAAAGAAGGAUAACGUAAUCGCAGCAUAAAGGCAUUCAAGUCGUUUUUGUGGCAACUGAAGUGACAAACACCGUAGCAUAAGCAUGUUUAAAGACAAAACUGCAUGGUUCUCCGACAGUGUUGAAAAGGGGGCAACCAACUUUUGGGUUUCUGAAGGGGGAGGUCUUUCUUCCUGGAAAAUGGCAGAUUACCUCUUCAGUGCUGAUGCGUCUUCUGAAGACACUGAAAGGAUAUACGGAAGUGAGGGUUAUGUCGAGAACAGGGCAACGGUUUUCCACAGCGACUUCCUGUCAGCUUGUAAAGCCCGCCAGAGUGUAGCAUCUGUGCCUAUUGGCCACUAUGUUCUGCCACCAGACUCUGUCCAGGAUGAAAUGAGAGCGCUGAUGGGAAGGUUCAUUUGGGAAAGUGAGGAGCAGCUUCUCAAUCUAUUAAAGGUGAUGUGCGAAGAUCAGAUAUACACUGAAGCGUCUGCAGACGGUCUGUCUGAGGAGACUGAAAAUCAGCCAGUGAGAAAGAAGAACAGCCAGGAUGAUUACGAAUCUGUUGCAUCGGCGAACAAAGUAUGUUCUUGUAGUGUGAUGUGGAAAUAUCCUGUUAACAACAUGAUCUCAGGAUAUGUUCAUAUUGACCAAAUGAAGAAGCAUUCAGGGGAACUUCACGAUUUUCUUCCCUACCUCCAUGGCCAUAACGUUUCAAGACCUAAUGGCGUGACGCCUCGUCAUCGUCGCAAAGAAAUUUAAAACAGUAUUCUUCA
Puntigrus tetrazona (Sumatra barb) is the source of this 1155-nucleotide messenger RNA. It is a transcript of the gene terb2, whose product is annotated as telomere repeat binding bouquet formation protein 2. Gene Ontology annotation, cellular component: nuclear inner membrane. The record is from RefSeq and is a predicted model, not a curated record. The transcript has 7 exons. Lineage: Eukaryota; Metazoa; Chordata; Actinopteri; Cypriniformes; Cyprinidae. Gene Ontology annotation, biological process: homologous chromosome pairing at meiosis; meiotic attachment of telomere to nuclear envelope. The coding region runs from base 485 to 1141 and encodes 218 amino acids.